AUGGCUACUAUUAGUCUCGAAUGCCUUAUUAAUUCCGUUCACGCAUUCGCCGGUCUUCCAAGAGAUGCAGUUAUUCAAACAAUUACAAUCCCCAGUGGGGCAAGAGACGAUGAUCUUGAAACUGAAAUUCGGAACCAGUUACCACCUCAAUUUAAAAAUGUCCCUUUUAUUAUUCGUGCACUCCACCCUGGUGGUAAUCUUCACACGCACGUGACCAAACCAUCUAAAUCAACUACUAAAUUGUCUCAUACGUCUAAUUCGGAAGAUAUAAUAAGUGAGGAUGACAAAUAUUUAUCUAAUACCUCGGUAAGUGUCUCAAAUACUGAAGUCUCACCUAAUAAUACGACUCAUAUCUUUAAUUUCUCUGAUGUUGAUGAGAUAGGUGAGGUAAGCGCACCCGAUAGUUCUUUAUAUUUUAAUUCGGAUCCUUUUGAUGACGAAAAUUCUUGUGAUAGGGACACUGACCCACAGACAAACACUCCAAAAUCAAACACCGGACUUGUAUAUGUUUUUGUGGACAAUUCCAACUUGUUUAUCGAAGGAAAAUAUACUGUUGGUCGCAUUGAACAAGCAGGCAACUUUGAUCACCAAAGAAAUUCUUACCAACUUAACCAGCUCUAUAUCGAUCAUGGACGUCUUCUAUCAACACUACUAAAAGGACGGAGAAUAGGCAGUAAUCCGGUGAUUGUUGGCUCCCGUCCACCUCCGAACGAUUCACUAUGGGAUUGGAUUCGAAAUCAAGGUUAUGAUGUGGUCGUUUACGAUCGUAUCGCAAAUAAAGAAAAGAAAGUUGAUAUGGAACUUGGAGCUUCCAUGUUGGAUAUCGCCCAUUUGAUGAAUCCUGGUGUAAUUCUUUUAGUUGCCGGCAAUGGUGAUUAUUAUCCUAUAUUAAAACGGGCCCAGAAAUAUAAUUGGAAGAUUGAGGUCUGGUUUUGGUCAUCAGGGAUAUCCGGUGACCUCAUGAGAAAUUCCUUUCUUUCCCUGGAUAGUCUUUAUCGGCAUUUCGCAUAUGCAUACGGACAGGACCCUGUAGGAAAAAAUUAUACCCUUGAAAUAACUGAUAGUGAAACGCUUGCAAAAUGGAAUGAUGAUAAAUUAAUGGAAUGUUUUGAUUCAUUAGAGAUAUUUGGAUGGUGGUUCAGGAAAGGACCGACUAUAUACUUGUACUUCGAUAACAAAAAAAAUUCGAGAAAGGCAAAGAAUUGGGUGGAAUCAAAUCAUCCGGAUGUAAGGGUUUGGGAAAUAAAGAAAAGAAAAAGUUGGUCAGAAUAA
Molecule: messenger RNA, 1272 nt
Organism: Acaulospora morrowiae
Lineage: Eukaryota; Fungi; Glomeromycota; Glomeromycetes; Diversisporales; Acaulosporaceae
Source: the annotation of a GenBank genome assembly